Molecule: messenger RNA, 444 nt
Organism: Emericellopsis cladophorae
Lineage: Eukaryota; Fungi; Ascomycota; Sordariomycetes; Hypocreales; Bionectriaceae
Product: Transmembrane protein-like protein
Exons: 3
Coding region: 1-444 (147 amino acids)
Source: RefSeq, a predicted model, not a curated record
AUGGCUGAAGAUAACCCACCCAUCUUCAACUACAUUCUCAGUUUCAUUCUGGUUGGCCUGGCAUGGGGGUUCACCACACCCUUCAUCAGAAGGGCUGCGCGCACGCACACGCCUCCGCCGCAUCAUACGCUGGACCACCCAUCCAUCAAAGAUAGCUGGCUCAAGAGAAAGCUGUACGGCGCAUUCUUUGGCGUGGUUGACUUGUUGAGGAACCCGCGAUACGCUGUACCGCUACUGCUGAACCUCAGCGGCAGUAUCUGGUUCUUCCUAUUAAUUGGACAAGCUGAACUCAGCUUGACCGUUCCCAUUGUGAACACUAUGGCGUUCUUGUUCACGGUUCUUGGCGAGUGGUAUGUGGAGAAGAAGGUGAUCAGCAGGGAUACGGCAGUCGGCAUGAUGUUCUCGCUGGUCGGGAUUGGGCUCUGUGUGUCGAGCAAACAGUAA